Messenger RNA from Purpureocillium lilacinum, 807 nucleotides. RefSeq lists its product as uncharacterized. NCBI's taxonomy places the organism in Eukaryota, Fungi, Ascomycota, Sordariomycetes, Hypocreales, Ophiocordycipitaceae. The record is from RefSeq and is a predicted model, not a curated record.
AUGGCUCCGUACCGCGAGCCGCCGCCGAUUGCGCAACACUUGAACCGGCCACGACCGCAGACCACGCCAUCGCCAGUGCCACGCGACACCGAUGGCGUCGGUGCCCAUGUCUCAUUAGACGCUGUCGAGCCUCCCCGAACCCAAAGCAGUCCCACUGUUCUGCACUCGCAAAUUCGGCAUCUUCAGCGACAGUUAAGUGCCAGAGCGGACGAAGCGGCGCAGUUGAGGCGUCAGCUCGAUGCGCAGCAGAAUGCCGAGGUGGGCACGCUCAGCGAGCAGCUGCGGGCGGCUAACCGGGAUAUGUCAAUGUGGAAGGAGAGGGCCGAGUCGGCGGAGAAGAGAGUCAAGGUGUUUGAGAGGUUUACCGGCAAGCUGAGAGGCAUUCGGGACAACCUCUUCGCGGAGCGUCGCAAGGGUAGCGGACGAGCUGUGAGGGGCUUCCCGAGCCAUGAAGCCGACGAUGCUACGGACCGGCUCAAGGCUCCGGUUGACAAUGAUGGUCCCGAGGCGACCGAGAAAGGUGAGCGGGCCAGCAGCAGAGAAUCGCAGACCCGCGAGGACUCGGGCGAAACUGCAGACGUCGCGGUCGUGUCCGCAAGGAUAAGAAAAUGCUUGCACGGACAGCCGCCGAAGGCAGCGCACGACGGGGCCAUGGACGACUCGACCGAUGCGUAUCCGCGGGUGGUCACCGGAGAUGGAACCUCGAGUCCGCAGUGGCGAGGUGAGACGGGCGUUGAUGUCGUAGCGGCGCAGCUGCUGGCAAUGGCAGAGGAACUGCUGGAGAUUAUUGACAGCGACUCGUUUUGA